This is a messenger RNA of Nicrophorus vespilloides, 1930 nucleotides long. Its product is annotated as probable tRNA (uracil-O(2)-)-methyltransferase. Lineage: Eukaryota; Metazoa; Arthropoda; Insecta; Coleoptera; Silphidae. Gene Ontology annotation, biological process: tRNA methylation. The record is from RefSeq and is a predicted model, not a curated record. The coding region runs from base 121 to 1881 and encodes 586 amino acids. The transcript has 3 exons. Gene Ontology annotation, molecular function: tRNA (uridine) methyltransferase activity; metal ion binding.
GCUACAAGCAGCAUGUCAAGGAGACUGAUGACGAGAGAAUAGGGCAGAUUAUAAAGAGGGCUUACGAAGACGCCGAUUGGAUUUUGAAAAAAUAUUUGUCGAAGUAAAUAAGUAAAGAUAAUGUUGGUCCCGCUGGUGAUGAGUUAUGGCACCAUCGAGGUGAAGAACUUCUGGAACGCAAUAUACGUGUACUUCAAUAGGCCGCAUCUAGUUAAUCGUAAAUUGGUCAGCAUAAGCCACGUGUAUUUGUAUUCAGUGGAAUACAACAGCGCGAGCAAUCGUUUAAGAGAUGUGAUCAAUUACGCUUCGCUGAUGGACGAGACGUCGAAGGUGGAAACGCUUUCCAAAGAGAACUUAUCGAAUCUGGUGGAUAACAUGCUGAGACCUUACGACAAAGAUUGCAAGUUGACGGAGGUGAGUUUCGAGGAGAUGAAGGAAUCUUUGAGCGGAGUUUUCAUCUCGUUGAGAAUUCUGUAUCCGUCGAACGCGAAGAGCAACAAUUGCGUGGAAAUCGCGCUUUUUGAUAAGAAUAAGUCUACGGCGACGUUUCUGGCCGCGACUUCGAAAGAUAAAUUCACUUUAGUUGCGCCGCCGUUUCCGUACACGUUCGAGCAUGAUCGGAGCGGUCAUUUGAAGCUCGUGAUACAUUUGGACGAGGCGAGUACCCCGAGCGCUGGUUGGUUGGAUAACAAGGUGUUCAACAAGAUAUUGAAAUGGGCGGAGGAGUAUGAUGAAAGUAAAGAUCCGCAAGAGUCUCUUUGUUUGAUCUCCACCGAAUUGUACUGCAGCAAGUACAGGGAGUUGAAGGAAAAGUACGGACAACGCAUGGUGGCUAUGUGGCAAGAGAACACGGAUCCUCUGAAGUUUGUCUACGAAGACGUAGCUAUAGCGACUUACUUGAUUUGCCUGUGGCACAAGAUCGAUGCGGAGAGUAAACCGAGCUUCGUGGAUUUGGGAUGCGGGAACGGAUUGCUGGUGUACAUUUUGAAUCAGGAGGGUUUUCCGGGCAGCGGAAUCGACGUGAGGAAGAGGAAAAUCUGGGAUCAGUACCCGGAGCAGGUGCAACUGGAGGUGAAGACUAUAAUACCUUCGGAGUCUUCGCUCUUCCCUGAAGCGGAUUGGAUCAUCGGCAAUCAUUCGGACGAGUUGACCCCUUGGAUACCGGUGAUAGCGGCGCGUAGUUCGAGAUCGACGAAUUUCUUCGUUCUGCCGUGCUGCUGCUACCAGUUCAACGGUCGCAAGUACAUAAGAAAGAACACGGGCGUCAGUCAGUACAAUGAGUAUUUGGGGUACGUGGAGGAGGUUUCGAAGACGUGCGGGUUCGUCGUUGGCGUGGAUAAGCUGAGGAUACCGUCGACGAAGAGGACGUGCAUCGUGAGCUUCAAACGGAACGAGGAGCAGGAUUACGAUGAAAUCGACGCCGAUAUCAGCAAAUUGAUAGAUCAGAGCGGCGGCGGCGGAUGCUGGGUGAAGGAUUUCCAAGCGCGAGAGAAAGUGGAGAGGGUGAGGAAUUGCACGCAGGUGGAUCGAACGAUCGUCACGAGAUUGGUGAACCUCGUUGCCGGAGUACUGCUGAAGUACAAGAAUCAUUCGUUCAAGAGGGACGGUAAAGUUUGGAACGCUGGCAUACAAAUGCCGAUCUCGGAUUUGGCGGAGAAAUUGGAUCCGAACGAUUUGAAACUGCUGAAGAAGGAAUGCGGUGGAUUGCAGACGCUCAUGAAGAAUCACCGGUACAUAUUCGACGUUCGGCACGGCGGUGUUCGGGUCAGAGAACCGAUGCUCUACAAGGACGUGCAGAAGUACAAGGAGAAACCUUGCUGGUUCUUCAGGAACCAUCCGCACGGUUGCUUGCACUACGACGAAUGCGCCUACAAACAUUAAAUUAGUUCAAUUACUGUACUAUAAGAAUAUAUAUAUAUCGUAUUUUUUG